Patiria miniata (bat star) is the source of this 2605-nucleotide messenger RNA. RefSeq names its product mRNA-decapping enzyme 1B-like. The record is from RefSeq and is a predicted model, not a curated record. NCBI's taxonomy places the organism in Eukaryota, Metazoa, Echinodermata, Asteroidea, Valvatida, Asterinidae. Gene Ontology annotation, molecular function: enzyme activator activity; mRNA binding. Gene Ontology annotation, biological process: deadenylation-dependent decapping of nuclear-transcribed mRNA; positive regulation of catalytic activity; deadenylation-independent decapping of nuclear-transcribed mRNA. The transcript is spliced from 6 exons. Gene Ontology annotation, cellular component: P-body. The coding region runs from base 37 to 1827 and encodes 596 amino acids.
UUUUGUUUAAAUACAAAACUUACUAUCCUCAAACAAAUGAAUUAUAUCGGCUUUGUUUUUAUUAUUUUUGUUUUCGUCAGGUCUGCUACUCCGUACAACGGUUUCAUGAUCAUGAAUCGUCUGAGUAUGAACAACUUAACAGAACCUGUCACCAAGGAGCUGGAGUUCCAACUACAAGAUCCAUUCUUACUGUACAAGACAGCACAGUCUAUCUAUGGAUUGUGGUUCUAUGACAAGACUGAGUGUCUACAGGUCGCUAGACUUAUGGAAAGCUUGGUCCACAAGGCCAAGAAACGAGCUAAAGGUUUGGCCCAUCGUAGUCGCAGCGUCUCGGAGAGUGACGCCGGUCCCUCAGCCAUGGGUCAAGCACCGGAGCAAGUUGAUAUCAUGCAGAUGCUGUCCAGAGCUCAGCAGAAUUAUGACAAGAACCAAAAAGGAGACAAAGAACCUGAACGGACCAAGAAACCCAAAAGCCCUCCGACCAUCACUUCAGGGUCUCCCACGGUAGUCCGCCCGGUACCAGUCAAAGCAGAAGACGGAGGGACAGAUCAAGAGGUCAAGCAGACAGAACCAGUGACCAAUGAGGUCAUGGGUCAAAUGUCACAAGGUCCUGCUACCCAUCCAGGGUUCCAGCGAUCAGUCUCCAUGCAAGCCAACCUCGGCUACUUGGCCGUUAACGCUGGGGCCAGCGGACAGUCUUCACCUGGCAAGGUGAACGACAUCCUGCAGAAGCUUCUCGCUAAUCCAGGGGAAGGAGCAGCCCAGCACGCCAAGGACUACCCUCUCAGCCACCGACAGAUACAGACUGUUGAAAGCCUAGAGAGGAGACAAAGUCAAAAACAGGCCCUUGAGGGGAAGACUACCGAUCAAGGAUUAGGUCAAGGGUCGACUGUGAGGACCGUAGAGAGUAUAGAGAAGCAGCACGCUAAUGCGACUGUGAUGGAGUCUACUGAGGAAGCCCAGGGGUAUCCGAUCCAGGACCUCUUGGCAAAACUGAAUAUCGCUCAGCAGAACCAACCGACUGGACAACAAGAGACAACAGAAGGCCACACCAUAGUCACCCAACCGCUGUCCCAAGGUGGUCUAGCGCAGCUGCAGGAAGCGAUCCACAGGCAGAACAUUGCUGGCAACGUGCCAAGUGGAUUGAGGACAAGUACGGAGGAGGUCCAAGGAGAGUCGGACCCAGAUAUCAACCAGAAGCUACUGACCAAUCUAGCGGCAAGGGCUGCUGUCCAAACUGCCCAACCGUCAUCAAACAUUGCACAGUUACAGCUGAUCCAUCCGUCGGCUAUCCGACCAAACCCACCCAUCAGACCCCAGGGCGGCAGGAUACCAGUCAACUUCCCCGGUAACCAGCAGGUACCGUCUUUACAGCAGCUUGCAUCUGGUAGGCAGCAGCACGUUCCCAUGGUACCAACUCAAACAACAACCAAUGGCAUCACGGCAGGCGCUCCAACGUCUCCUCAGAAGAUACCAGGGUCGUUACAUCCGCCAACUUUACUCACACCUCAGGCUUUCAGAAAGAGAUCAGCUAGUGAGACUGUACAAAUGACACACCCAUCCCAGCUCUUCCCCCCUGUCGCCGAAAAUGUAGCCGUCCAACACGGACCACAAACCAAUCAGCAUCCAGCAAUGGGUCACCCUGUCAGUAGCAGUCGGCACAGUCCACUGUUGAACAGGGUGGAAAUAGACAGGAGGGUGAAUACUGCAGGGGCGCUCAAUAAGGAGCAAUUUAAACAAGCUUUUGUACAUUUAUUACAGACUGACGGCAACUUCCUGAGCAGCUUACACAAUGCCUACCUGCAGACGCUCCAUUUAAACCAGUGAUCCAACUAGACCAGGAUGGAUCGGGUGUCACCAACUACUUGACGGUGAGCCAUUAUGAUGACAUCAUCUACAUGCUUCAUGGAUAUGUCAUAGUGAGUCAGCUGUUUUUUCACACCAAACUUGUGAAAAUAUUCAACUUUUUGUAGAAGUUUAAAAGAUGUUGUAACAAUUCUCAAAGUGAGAAAAAUUGUUAACUUAUGGUUAAACUUGUACACAACUGGAAUGUUCAUGUACCACCAUUGUCGCUUUACCCAAAAUUUAAAAAAAAUAAUCGGUAAUGCACAUCCAUGUAACAUAAUUCAAUUUCAUACUUAAUUUUCCAUAACCAAAUGUAACUGUCAAAUUCUGACACAGGUACCGCAUUAACUAUUCCCUACUUAUGAUAUUGUCAAUGCUCAACAGCACAAGUCGUAUCAAAUUGAGUUUUCAACUUUUGAUGUCUUGAGAAUCGAAAGACUCGAGGGCUUAAAUUUUCACAGGUGUUUCUAAUCGACUUUUGGAUUACAAAUUUCCUUUUCCCCACUUAUAUUCCAAAAUAAAAAGCCAUUCAGUGAAUAUUGAAUACAAUAUUUGGCUGAAAAGUUGAAUUUGUAAAAAGAAAAAAAAGCUGACCUGACUUAGAAAUAAAAAAGUGUCAUCUCAAGACUAUAAGAGUAUGUCAAAUCUUAAGGACAUCUUUUGAAUCACUUUUUUGAACUGAAAUCAAGCAGGACCAACGAUCGCUGGUUCUGCACUUGUGACUUCGAUUUUAAUUAACUUUUACCUUGUUUAAAAAAAA